CAUGCGCAUUAUUUUUCUGAACGCUGGCAUCUUUGACGCUUGCCCAUGGCCGAAAUUGCAAAGCGAAAUGAUGGUCCAUAUUCAGCUGCGCAAAGGCUGGUUUGGGCGGACAUCACAUGCAACUAGAGCCGACAGAUUUCAGGCCAGAAGCAGAUUCACUUCUCCUCAACGCCCUGAGACGGGAUUCGUUUACCUCGGUUCUUGAUGACCUGGAUUUGCGACAGAUUGCUCAAAAGAUGGAGGUCCGCCAAGUUUCCGGAGUUCUGUUCGAAGAGGGAGCAGCAGCUGACCUGGUCUUCGUGCUCCAGGAGGGUUGCUUGGAUGUAAGUACUUGUGGAAGGCACCUGCAUGUGCUUGGUCGUGGCACCUGUGCUGGAACCUUUGGUGUGCUGCGUAAGGUCUAUUUGCAUACGCUGACGACUCUUCCUGGAAGCUCUGCAACAGUUUGGUCCACCAACACUGAGUACAUUCGCAGGCUUCUUGACCAGUGGUGCGCAAGGCACGAUGCUGAGAAUCGGAAACUUAUCGACAGAAUCCAUUUGUUCGACUUCCUGCCAGAGAAGCAGAAGGCUCGCCUCUCCGAGCUUCCAGUGCGGGUGCAGGCUUUUCAAGCUGGUGAUCGCGUCUGCUCAGAAGGGGAUUGCAUGUCCGUUAUCUCUGUGGUGAAAACUGGAAGGCUCAGUGGGCUGAAGGUUGCUGAAGAUAGAGAGAGUCCUGAAGAUGGUGCUCGGAGGAUACAUGCAAAGUAUUUGCCGGGCGAUGUCAUGUAUGCCGGCUGCAGCUUGCCUCAGCGGCGGCAACUUCCAUUGAGGCAGACCUUGGAAU
Molecule: messenger RNA, 825 nt
Organism: Durusdinium trenchii
Lineage: Eukaryota; Dinophyceae; Suessiales; Symbiodiniaceae
Source: the annotation of a GenBank genome assembly